UUGUUUGGUGAAGAUGGCACUGGCAUUUCUUUUCGCAGUGGAGACGGGGACAGACGGCACUGCACCUUUCUCAAGGAAAGCAGCCAUCUUAGUUUUGGUUCUGACAUGUAGCAUUACAGCGGCGUUUGCAUGGUCGUGGGGGCCAUUAACAUGGCUCAUACCAAGUGAGAUAUUGCCUAUGGAGGUCCGACCAGCCGGGCAAGGGAUAUGCAUCGCCUUCAAUUUCAUAGUUACAUUUAUUCUGUCUCAAACGUUUUCGACUGUGCUGUGUCACUUUAAGUACGCUGUGUUCCUGUUUUACGCUGCGUGGGUUUCAAUUAUGACCAUAUUUGUGGGCCUCUUCCUGCCAGAGACGAAGGGGAUUCCCCUGGAAUCUAUGGACCAAGUUUGGCAAAAGCAUUGGUUCUGGCGUCGGUAUGUUGAAGGAACUGACUUUUGAGUAAUGAAUUUCUUUGA
This is a messenger RNA of Durio zibethinus, 456 nucleotides long. Lineage: Eukaryota; Viridiplantae; Streptophyta; Magnoliopsida; Malvales; Malvaceae. The record is from RefSeq and is a predicted model, not a curated record.